Rhinocladiella mackenziei CBS 650.93 is the source of this 972-nucleotide messenger RNA. RefSeq lists its product as uncharacterized. Gene Ontology annotation, cellular component: cytoplasm. The record is from RefSeq and is a predicted model, not a curated record. The transcript has 2 exons. Gene Ontology annotation, biological process: inositol catabolic process. Gene Ontology annotation, molecular function: iron ion binding; inositol oxygenase activity. The coding region runs from base 1 to 972 and encodes 323 amino acids. NCBI's taxonomy places the organism in Eukaryota, Fungi, Ascomycota, Eurotiomycetes, Chaetothyriales, Herpotrichiellaceae.
AUGGUCGGCAUUCUCCUCGAACAGCCUUCUCACCCUACACAAUUCCGCCAAGACCGUGAUGGUCUCGCUCUGGAAGCCCUUUGCGAUGAGAUCGAACGCGCAGACAUCCUAGCAGACCAAGCUCUUAAGCGGCAGCAACAACAACAAGGCGACGACAACGACGAGCCUUCUCGAUUCGACGCGGAUAAGGACAAGAGUCAAUUCCGUCAAUACGAGACGGCCAGCGACCGAGUCAAGAACUUUUACCUGGAGCAACACACCAAGCAAACCGUGGCUUACAACCUCAAAGCCCGAAAUGACUUCAAGUCCAAGACCCGGGCGGAGAUGUCAGUCUGGGAGGCCAUCGAGCGCCUCAACACGCUCAUUGAUGAGUCUGACCCGGACACCGAGCUCAGCCAAAUCGAGCAUUUGUUGCAAUCGGCCGAAGCCAUGCGCCGAGAUGGCCGUCCUCGUUGGAUGCAAUUGACGGGCUUGAUCCAUGACUUGGGAAAGCUGUUGUUCUUCUUCGAUGCUCAAGGUCAAUGGGAUGUCGUGGGCGACACCUUCCCCGUUGGCUGUGCCUUCGAUGAUAAGAUCAUCUACGGCCACAAGUCCUUCGCCGCCAACCCAGAUUUCCACGACCCCAUCUACAGCACCCAGUAUGGGAUCUACGCACCUGGCUGUGGAUUGGACAAUGUCAUGCUCUCUUGGGGUCAUGACGAGUAUCUCUACCACGUGGUCAAGGACCAGUCUACCCUUCCUGACGAGGCCCUGGCCAUGAUCCGCUACCACAGCUUCUACCCAUGGCAUCAACAAGGAGCAUACCGAGAGUUCAUGACCGAGCAUGAUGAGAAGAUGCUCAAGGCGGUCAAGAAGUUCAACCCAUAUGACCUCUACAGCAAGAGCGAUGAGAAGCCCAGUGUCGAGAAGCUCAAGCCAUACUACAUGGAGCUGAUCGAUGAAUAUUUUCCCACGAAAGUGAUCAAAUGGUAA